This is a messenger RNA of Amyelois transitella, 624 nucleotides long. RefSeq names its product achaete-scute complex protein T3-like (gene Ash3). The transcript has a single exon. Gene Ontology annotation, biological process: developmental process; regulation of transcription by RNA polymerase II. NCBI's taxonomy places the organism in Eukaryota, Metazoa, Arthropoda, Insecta, Lepidoptera, Pyralidae. Gene Ontology annotation, molecular function: RNA polymerase II transcription regulatory region sequence-specific DNA binding; DNA-binding transcription factor activity, RNA polymerase II-specific; protein dimerization activity. Bases 1 to 624 code for a protein of 207 amino acids. The record is from RefSeq and is a predicted model, not a curated record.
AUGCUUCAAGGCAUACAACACGUCUCGUCUUACGGCAAGACGAAUUACCCCAAAAUGGUACCUAUUGCUCCGGCUCCAGAACAUCAUGAAACUGAAGAAAAGCAGAGAUAUACUUAUAAAAGUAAUCCAUACGGUGCGCAAGCGGCUUCGAUUGCAAGAAGAAAUGCGCGCGAGAGGAAUCGUGUGAAACAAGUGAAUGACGGAUUUAACGCUUUAAGAAAAAGAUUGCCAGCCAGUGUCGUCACAGCUCUGUCAGGCGGCUCUCGCAGGGGGUCAGGGAAGAAGCUCAGCAAAGUCGACACGCUCCGAAUGGUGGUCGAGUACAUCAGGCAUUUGCAGACAUUACUAGAUGAGAGCGACACAGCUCUUGGAAUCGGGAAGAAAGAACCACGAAUGACUGCAAUGGAAUCAUCAUUUUCCUAUGAAGAUGAAGGCGUAUUUAGUGGGAGCUCACCUUACUCGGAAUCAGUGCCUUCUCCAGUUAGUUCGGAAUGUUCAUCUGGCGUGUCCCCUGGAUUUCCUGCUGCUAACUAUUAUCCCCAUCAAUAUCAAGUGCAAGAGCCGGUGUCACAUAUGGAUGAAGAAGAUUUACUUGAUGCAAUUUCAUGGUGGCAAAACAAGUAG